This is a messenger RNA of Clunio marinus, 516 nucleotides long. Lineage: Eukaryota; Metazoa; Arthropoda; Insecta; Diptera; Chironomidae. The record is from the annotation of a GenBank genome assembly.
AUGUUUAUAAUAAUUUUUCUUUUAAUUGCUUUGAUUGACAAAUCAUUCGCAUGUAAUGGCUAUAAACUUAUUCAAAAACGCAUGGAAAAUUGCGACGAUUCGGGUAAAGAUGUUGUCAGAUUUCUCUACAAGAAUUCGUCUUUAACAUUGAGCAAUGAUUGCAAACUUGUUCCAAACUUUUGCAUUGCUACCCUCGGCUAUAAGACUGCAAUGGUAUCAUAUAAAAUAUGGAAGAAUGGUGUAGUUAUCUUAAAAGGACAGAAGGAUAUGUGUGGUAUGUUCAACACCGCUGGCAAAGAUGCUAAAGCCAUCAUGAAGAAACUUGAUGUUGGCGACGGUUGUCCUUUCGAACCAAAAUUAGCAAUCUGCUUUGAUGAAAAGAUGACAUAUAGUAUGGACAAAUUUAAACCAUUUAUGUCGGUAGGUCUUGGUGGUCCAAUGAAGACCGAAACUAAAAUUGAACAUGACAAUGGCCACAGCUGCUUCAUAUCCGAAUUUGAACUUGUAAAGAAAUGA